AGGAAAUUUGGGUAAAUCUGAAGCCAUAACGAUGGGUGAAGAACAAGCUAAGAACUUGCUCAAAGAAAUGAUUUCGAACUUUAUUACCCAAGAUAAAAAUUACCCCCAAGGAUUAAGUUUGAAAAACCAAGCUAAAUUUAUUGGUUCAGUUUUUGGAAACAAAUUAGAUGGCGAUCGUAAAGAAGAAGUGGUUAAAGAAACUCGCACGGUUUUAAAUGGUUUAGUAGAAGCUAAAAUCAACGAACUGGCCACUAAGGAUUAUGAAGAAGCUAAUAAACGCUCUAAAAAUCCUAACACGAUUAAGAAAUUAGCCGGAUUAUACCAACUAACUAAUGCGGAAAUUGAUUAUGCUAAAGAAUUAAACAGCGAGGAGGUAAAUUGGAGAAUAGCGAAAGCCAAAGCUCAUUUAGCCCAAAUCGGCAAUUCACAAACUUUUCGCAAAGAAAUCGAAUUAACCGAAAAAGAAGCAGAGAAAAUCGGAAUAGAAGCCUACUGGAAAUUACAAGACAAAUUAUCUCGCGAAUUAGCCAACCAUCUUAUUAAUUAUAAAGGAAGUAGUGAGGCCACCGCUUUCUGCUUAAAACUGGCCGACAUUUUAAAUGGCAUAGAAACUCCAGAGGAAAAAAAUGAUACCGAAUUAGAGAAAGAAGCCACUAACGAAGACACCAUGGAUGGUUAUUACAACUUACUAAAAGAGUUUAGAAAGAAAUAUGAUGAACUAGUAAAACUUAAAAUCAAUGAGGAAGAAGAAAUUAACCAAGUUGACUACGGGGAACAACCCGGUCAUGAGUCAGGCAAAGCCUGA
Messenger RNA from Ambispora gerdemannii, 805 nucleotides. Lineage: Eukaryota; Fungi; Glomeromycota; Glomeromycetes; Archaeosporales; Ambisporaceae. The record is from the annotation of a GenBank genome assembly.